Wyeomyia smithii (pitcher-plant mosquito) is the source of this 2119-nucleotide messenger RNA. Its product is annotated as T-box transcription factor TBX6-like. The record is from RefSeq and is a predicted model, not a curated record. NCBI's taxonomy places the organism in Eukaryota, Metazoa, Arthropoda, Insecta, Diptera, Culicidae. The coding region runs from base 536 to 1978 and encodes 480 amino acids. Gene Ontology annotation, cellular component: nucleus. Gene Ontology annotation, biological process: cell fate specification; positive regulation of DNA-templated transcription; regulation of transcription by RNA polymerase II. The transcript is spliced from 5 exons. Gene Ontology annotation, molecular function: RNA polymerase II cis-regulatory region sequence-specific DNA binding; DNA-binding transcription factor activity, RNA polymerase II-specific.
GCUAUUCCAUUGGCGCAAGCAGUUGCGAGGCGAUUUUUUCACUGACUAGACGCGUGUUUACAAAGGGGUGCAUAAAUUCGCGAAAUAAAUAAACAAUAAAAAAAAGGCUCACCGCUCCGCGACGACGACGACGGCGCUCGUUCUCGGCUGGGUUUCGCGACGGCAACCGCGGCGUGGGUGUGUGAGAAGCAAAAACCAUCGAUUGCGGCAGCUAUUUUCCCAAUGCAAUAAUCGAUGGUGUGAAGAAUAGCGAUUGCACGUGAGGGCUGUCUGUCAGCAUGACAAAUGAAUAUUUCUGUUUUUGUAUGAAUUAAGUUUUCCUGCGAGUCGUAAGGCCGCAACAAAGUGACGGUACGCUGCGAAUGAAUUAUUCCCAAGUGAAUGAAUGGGAGAGUGAGCUAAUAAUAAUUGAUACUGGGCGGAAAGCUGAUUGGUGAUACAAAUAAUAGCGAAGUGAAGUUGACUGGUGUCAAGUGGCCGUUUCCAGCGAAAGGAUUAUCGUUACUGACGGACUGCUCCACUGAGAUUAUACGAGAUGACUGAAAUGAUUGACUUGCGAAUGCAUCAGCAUAUUGCACACGAGAUCUACAGGCAGCAAAUGUUGCAAAGGAUUCCAGAUCCUUUCCCAUCGAUGCUGCCGGUUCCGGUACCUCCGAUGCAUGCUAUGGCCUUACCGCCAAGGUACUCGCUACCGGGUGUAGAGAUGAAGCUACAAAACAAGGACCUGUGGCGGGAGUUUCACAAGAUUGGCACGGAGAUGAUUAUCACCAAAUGCGGCAGGCGAAUGUUUCCCUCGAUGCGACUCACCGUUGAUGGUCUGGACGCGGACACCAAUUAUUGCGUGCUGCUGGAGAUGAUGCCCAUUAGCGACUGUCGGUUCAAAUUCAGCGGAUCGCAGUGGGUUCCGGCGGGUGGUGCCGAACCGCAAAGCCCGCAACGCUUUUGUCUGCAUCCGGACAGCCCCGCCCUCGGAACCCAUUGGGCCUCCCAACCGAUCGUCUUCAACAAGGUGAAGCUGACCAAUAACACGCUCGAUAACAAUGGACAUGUGGUAUUGACCAGCAUGCAUAAGUACCAGCCAAGGAUACACAUCAUCAGGACGGCAGACCCAUCGCAGAUCCCUUGGGCAGCCCAGCAAGCGUUUGUUUUUCCAGAGACUGAAUUUGUAGCUGUAACUGCCUAUCAGAACGAUCGAAUAACCAAACUGAAGAUCGAUAACAACCCGUUCGCCAAAGGAUUUCGCGAGACAGGUCAGUCUCGGUGCAAAAGGAAGCUGGGCAGCGGUGGCGGCGGCAGCAAUACAUCAACGUCAUCGUCGUCGUCGUUGUCGUCCUCGGGAACAUGUGGCCAGAUGACAGAUGACGAGGAUCGCAACGAUCUGCAACAGCUCCACGAGUCUAAGCGGGCCAGAUCAAACGAGCCUGAUCCGCUGGAUGGCCGGUUCUUGGAUCCCCGAUUGCUAGAGGAUGGCUCUCAUGCCGGGUCCGAAGCGGCGUUACGUGUACAGAUGCACCAAAUGCAGCGACGGUUUCCUCCCGGCCUUGCAGCCAACGAGCUGCUGAUACGUCAGUACAAUCACAUGCUCAACCCCAGCUGGAUGGAUCUAAUGAUACCCUUCAUGGCAAGAAAUCCCUACCAUCCAUCGUUGGGUUCUCCUCAAACUCAACCUCCGAUAGGUCACCCGUUCCUGGCGAUGGCGAACCGUGGCGAACCAUUACUUCCGGCACCAAUAAGAUCUCCUCUGACAGCGCCCCAGAUCUCACCAUCCGAAUCCAUUCCGGAGUCGGACCAAUCGUCUGCCUUUAGUGUCACAAUGGCCACUUCGGAAGAACAACCGUCACUGGUGCGACUAGGGCCAGAAGACAGUGCAUCUGUCCGGUCCCCUCAAGCUUCUAGUGCUGCGAAUGAAACGCGGGAUGAAAACAAUGAAGACAAUAAGAAAGUGAACUUCAGUAUCGCUUCCAUUCUGCUGCUCUAGUGAUGUGUGAUAUUGAUAAAACUGUACAGUACCAUUCGUUUAGUGCGUUAGUGGUGUAUUUAUGAGUAUUUUAACUAUUUUUCCUCUAGCUAGUGCCUUCGCUUGGUUCACAGUAGACGUAAUCAUAUUUUUGUAUGAGUA